CACGUAUCAUCCGUGCAAAUGGGGCUCAUGUGAACUUUAUCUCCUUCCUCUCUCACACACACAGUACACACGCACGCACGCAGAGAGAAAGGAGAGACGGCGGAGCCGCGCAGAGAGAGAAAGAGAGACGGCGGAGAGAGAGAAAGAGAGAGUAGCGUUUCCCUUUCAUCUCUUACUUAUCGCCAGACUCUGCAAAUCAUAACAGCAAGUGGAUUAGCUAGCUGCCUGGAUUGCAAUUCCUUCAUUUCCUUCCCCUCCCGACCCUCUGUUUUCCAGGUUCCAGUGAAGAUGAUAAAAAUAGUGGAAACAAGGUCUAGAAUUGUGCUGGUACACUAUUAUCUCUGGUAGAUAAAGUGGGUAGCAUCAUCGCACUUACUUGGAUAGUUGUGCUUCUUUGUGACAGUUUUGCUUCAUCUUGCUCAUAAGAAACCACGAAGGCUGGAAACGUUUAAUGUGACCCUCGUGUGGAUAGUGAGCCAGAUGGUAUUGUUGUACCCUUCAUAAUGUCACCACACAUGUGUAUUGUGUAGGGUGUAAAGAUUGUGAGUGUAAAAUAUGGAGUUGUCUUCGCCCUUCUCAUUGCAAAGGGAUUUACCCAUCACUUCUCUCAGAUCCAGCUUCCUCCCUUGGAAUCCUCCUUGCUUAUUAGGUACAGUCAAGAGGAAUUAUAAAAACAAUAGGAUCUCAGAAAAUAUCCCUUUUUCAGUAUCUUGCUCAUCUGUCAAAACUGUCCGCAGUCCUUCAUUGGACAAGCAUGUUGUGAAGCAAAACAAGAUGCGUUUUGUCCAAAAGCUACAAACACUGCUUCUUUCCAAACCGAAAUGCUAUAUUCCAAUUCAUAUUCUCAAUAAGUGUCGAGCCUACCUUUCCCUAUCAAAGCCACGAUCCAUUCUCUCAAUGAUUCAUAGAUACCCUACUAUUUUUGAACUCUUCAUGAUCCCAAUAGCUCCCUUGCCAUCCAAUGCAACUAAAUCAUUAUCACAACUCUGUGUCCGUCUAACCCCAGCUGCAGCAGCCCUUGCUGCUGAGGAAUUAAGUCUCAAAUCAGCCAUCUCUGACACCUUGGCCACCAAACUCCAGAAACUUCUUAUGCUCUCUUCUCAUCAUCGACUACUUCUGUCAAAGUUGGUUCACCUAGCUCCAGAUCUUGGUCUUCCCCCUAAUUUUCGCUCUCGUCUAUGCAAUGACUAUCCAAAUAAAUUCAAGACUGUUGACACCUCCUAUGGCCGUGCACUUGAGCUUGUCUCCUGGGACCAAGACUUGGCAAAGCCUUUACCAUCUCCAGAAGUUCAGUCACGUGAGCUAAUAGUAGACAGACCUUUGAAAUUCAAGCAGUUGACACUCCGAAAGGGUCUAAAUUUGAAGAGGCGUCACCAAGAUUUUUUGCUCAAAUUCAAAGAAAUUCCGGAUGUGUGCCCAUACAAUACCCCCAUCUCGGACUUGCCUAAAGAGACAAUUGAGGCAGAGAAGAGAGCUUGUUUGGUGGUGAGAGAAGUGCUAGGGAUGACGGUUGAAAAGAGAACUUUGAUAGACCACUUGACUCAUUUUAGGAAUGAUUUUGUGCUGUCCAACAAGUUGAGAGGGAUGAUCAUACGGCACCCGGAGUUAUUCUAUGUGAGCUUGAAAGGGCAGAGAGAUUCAGUGUUUUUAGUGGAGGGUUUUGAUGACAAGGGUGCACUGUUGGAGAAGAAAGAGACUUUGGUGAUAAAGGAAAAGUUGAUGCAGUUGGUUAGAGAAAGCAAGAGACUAAGAAGAGAGAGGAAGAAAGCUAGGAUUAACAACACUGAGAUUGGUGGCUCUAGUGAUGAUUUUGAGUCCGAUGGUGAUGAUGAUGAUGACUAUGAUGACGGUUUUCAGAGUUUGUUUGAGCCUGAAGAUUUUUAUGUGGAUGAUGAUGGUGAUAAGAAGGGUGAGAUAAUUGACUACAGGGAGAAAGGGCAGUUUUGGAAUGUUGAUGCUCAUUCUGUUCAUGAUGGCGGGAAGCAACAAAUGGAACCUUGGUAGAAAAGAAUGUCAAGUGUUCAGAUCUUACCAGAAAAUAAUCAAAGUGCGAGGAUAGUAUUAUGGCAGUUAUAUGAAUGACUGUAAAGACGAAGUCUCACAGUCUGUAUCUAUAUAUAUGAAGCAAAUGGCCCUUCACCUAAAGGGUAAUUUUUCUGAAAUACCUUACAUUAUCCUGAGGUGAAAAGUUUACUUAAUUCAAAACCACUUCCCUUCACUUUCCUGUUAAUAAAAUUGGCUUAUGGAAGAAGCAGAUUGUAGGCAACCUACAUAAUUGAAGCUUAAUACAAGGCCAUGAAGUGGCACAGAUAAUUGAUCAAGCUCUUCAUGGAGGCAACAUAUGCAUAAAGAUAGCUGAUUCGUGAAUGUCCAGUGCAGCAACUCAGUUCUCAACCUCUGCAUCAAUGGCCCCAUUACCUUUGUGCUGUUCUUGUAUGUAUGUCAACUCAAAAAGUGGUUUCACUUGGAAUUUCCUUUCGCGAGCGUGAGCAUAGGUAUGAAUCAUGGAAUUACCUUUCACUGUUUACAUUGAUUCUAGUCACUUUGAUAUAUUUCGACUAUGCUGUUACUCCUAAUGUUUGAUUAACAUCUGUGAAUGAAAUAGUUGAUACACUAUUUCAUUUCUACGAAAAACAGGAAAUUGUUGUUGGCCAACACUAGAACUCAUCAUUGCUGCCAAAACUAGAACUCGUCAGGCAUAUAUAUACUCUAUUUUUCUGUACAGUGAGGCACUGUAUCUACUGAAGCAACUGCCAAACUGAUUCACUUGCGAUGGUAAUAUUGGACAUUAAUACUAGACCAAUGGUGGGUGCUGCCAUGCUGGUUCAAGAGCGGCACUUACAAGGAGUCCUGCACUUAGGCGCGCGUCAAGGGAGACCUUUAAAUUCUAAGAUUGGUACGAGGAGCAGAUUUCAUGAAGAAUAUGAGGAAUGUGGGGUGGAGCAGCUAGUCCCGCACCCGCAGCACUAUGCUGGGGAAGGAGGAUGGCAGGGUGUUCAUACCGAGAGUGGCUUUCGGUUGACUAUUUUUGGGCUUCUUCCAUGUGAUAUUAUAUUUUCUUAUAUACCAAACAGUCUUCAUCCCGUCUCGCUACUGUUCAGAAGUCCGCAGUUAGUGAAACGGGAUGAAGACAUUCAAACUGAGUGUCCUCUAACCAGUUUGAAUGUGUUUAGGCUGCGUGACUGUUGAUCAAACUUUUGGCAUCAACAAUUUUUUAUCUACACUUUGCAAAACACGUUCCUUUUCGUUAGGAACCCUCGGUUUGAAGGUGUACUCAACUCAUUGUAUAUAUAUUGUACACACAUUAUUUCGAGUA
Molecule: messenger RNA, 3316 nt
Organism: Malus domestica (apple)
Lineage: Eukaryota; Viridiplantae; Streptophyta; Magnoliopsida; Rosales; Rosaceae
Source: RefSeq, a predicted model, not a curated record